Molecule: messenger RNA, 17909 nt
Organism: Pelobates cultripes (western spadefoot toad)
Lineage: Eukaryota; Metazoa; Chordata; Amphibia; Anura; Pelobatidae
Source: the annotation of a GenBank genome assembly
AUUUGUUUAGUCAUCAUCAGAGGUCGCCGUAUCGUAAACCUCACCAACCCUGACCGACUGGGAAACAGAGAGAGAGACACACAGCUAGUGUGUAUAAUAACAGAGGUACCAACAUUGUACACCCCCUGUAUAUACUGUGUAUAUAAUGUAUGGGGGUAAAUAUACACCCCCCUGUAUAUACUGUGUAUAUAAUGUAUGGGGUAAAUAUACACCCCCUGUAUAUAAUGUGUAUAUAAUGUAUGGGGUAAAUAUACACCCCCUGUAUAUACUGUGUAUAUAAUGUAUGGGGGUAAAUAUACACCCUGCAUAUGCCUCGUGUAUAUAAUGUAUGGGGUAAAUAUACACCCCCUGUAUAUACUGUGUAUAUAAUGUAUGGGGGUAAAUAUACACCCUCUGUAUAUACUGUGUAUAUAAUGCAUGGGGUAAAUAUACACCCCCUGUAUAUACUGUGUAUAUAAUGUAUGGGGUAAAUAUACACCCCCUGUAUAUACUGUGUAUAUAAUGUAUGGGGUAAAUAUACACCCCCUGUAUAUACUGUGUAUAUAAUGUAUGGGGUAAAUAUACACUCCCUGUAUAUACUGUGUAUAUAAUGUAUGGGGUAAAUAUACACCCCCUGUAUAUACUGUGUAUAUAAUGUAUGGGGGUAAAUAUACACCCCCUGUAUAUACUGUGUAUAUAAUGUAUGGGGGUAAAUAUACACCCCCUGUACAUACUGUGUAUAUAAUGUAUGGGGGUAAAUAUACACCCCCUGUACAUACUGUGUAUAUAAUGUAUGGGGGUAAAUAUACACCCCCUGUACAUACUGUGUAUAUAAUGUAUGGGGGUAAAUAUACACCCCCUGUAUAUACUGUGUAUAUAAUGUAUGGGGUAAAUAUACACCCCCUGUAUAUACUGUGUAUAUAAUGUAUGGGGGGUAAAUAUACACCCCCUGUACAUACUGUGUAUAUAAUGUAUGGGGUAAAUAUACACCCCCCUAUAUAUACUGUGUAUAUAAUGUAUGGGGUAAAUAUACACCCCCUGUAUAUACUGUGUAUAUAAUGUAUGGGGUAAAUAUACACACCCCAUAUACUGUGUAUAUAAUGUAUGGGGGUAAAUAGACACCCCUGUAUAUAUACUGUGUAUAUAAUGUAUGGGGUAAAUAGACACCCUGUAUAUACUGUGUAUAUAAUGUAUGGGUAAAUAGACACCCCUGUAUAUACUGUGUAUAAUGUAUAAAGUAAAUAGACACCCCUGUAUAUACUGUGUAUAUAAUGUAUGGGGGUAAAUAGACACCCCUUGUAUAUACUGUGUAUAUAAAUGUAUGGGGAGAAUAGACACCCCUGUAUAUACCCGUAUAUAAUGUAUGGGGUAAUAGACACCCCCCCCUGCAUAUACUGUGUAUAUAAUGUAUGGGGUAAAUAUACACCCCCUGUAUAUACUGUGUAUAUAAUGUAUGGGGUAAAUAGACACCCCCUGUAUAUACUGUGUAUAUAAUGUAUGGGGUAAAUAGACACCCCCUGUAUAUACUGUGUAUAUAAUGUAUGGGGUAAAUAUACACCCCCUGUAUAUACUGUGUAUAUAAUGUAUGGGGGUAAAUAGACACCCCCUGUAUAUACUGUGUAUAUAAUGUAUGGGGGUAAAUAGACACCCCCUGUAUAUACUGUGUGUAUAAUGUAUGGGGGUAAAUAGACACCCCCUGUAUAUACUGUGUGUAUAAUGUAUGGGGUAAAUAUACACCCCCUGUAUAUACUGUGUAUAUAAUGUAUGGGGUAAAUAUACACCCCCUGUAUAUACUGUGUGUAUAAUGUAUGGGGAUAAAUAGACACCCCCUGUAUAUACUGUGUGUAUAAUGUAUGGGUAAAUAGACACCCCCUGUAUAUACUGUGUGUAUAAUGUAUGGGGUAAAUAUACACCCCCUGUAUAUACUGUGUAUAUAAUGUAUGGGGUAAAUAUACACCCCCUGUAUAUACUGUGUAUAUAAUGUAUGGGGUAAAUAUACACCCCCUGUAUAUACUGUGUAUAUAUAAUGUAUGGGGUAAAUAUACACCCCCUGUAUAUACUGUGUAUAUAAUGUAUGGGGUAAAUAUACACCCCCUGUAUAUACUGUGUAUAUAAUGUAUGGGGUAAAUAUACACCCCCUGUAUAUACUGUGUAUAUAAUGUAUGGGGGUAAAUAUACACCCCCUGUAUAUACUGUGUAUAUAAUGUAUGGGGUAAAUAGACACCCCCUGUAUAUACUGUGUAUAUAAUGUAUGGGGGUAAAUAUACACCCCCUGUAUAUACUGUGUAUAGAAUGUAUGGGGUAAAUAUACACCCCCUGUAUAUACUGUAUAUAGAAUGUAUGGGGUAAAUAUACACCCCCUGUAUAUACUGUGUAUAGAAUGUAUGGGGGGGUAAAUAUACACCCCCUGUAUAUACUGUGUAUAGAAUGUAUGGGGGGGUAAAUAUACACCCCCUGUAUAUACUGUGUAUAGAAUGUAUGGGGGGUAAAUAUACACCCCCUGUAUAUACUGUGUAUAGAAUGUAUGGGGGGUAAAUAUACACCCCCUGUAUAUACUGUGUAUGUAAUGUGUGGGGUAAAUAUACACCCCCUGUAUAUACUGUGUAUAUAAUGUAUGGGGUAAAUAUACACCCCCUGUAUAUACCGUGUAUGUAAUGGAUGGGGGUAAAUAUACACCCCCUGUAUAUACCGUGUAUGUAAUGGAUGGGGGUAAACAUACACCCCCUGUAUAUACCGUGUAUGUAAUGGAUGGGGGUAAAUAUAGACCCCCCUGUAUAUACCGUGUAUGUAAUGGAUGGGGGGUAAAUAUAGACCCCCUGUAUAUACCGUGUAUGUAAUGGAUGGGGGUAAAUAUACACCCCCUGUAUAUAUACCGUGUAUGUAAUGGAUGGGGGUAAAUAUACACCCCGUGUAUGUAAUGGAUGGGGGUAAAUAUACACCCACUGUAUAUAUACCGUGUAUGUAAUGGAUGGGGGUAAAUAUACACCCCCUGUAUAUAUACCGUGUAUGUAAUGGAUGGGGGUAAAUAUACACCCCGUGUAUGUAAUGGAUGGGGGUAAAUAUACACCCCCUGUAUAUAUACCGUGUAUGUAAUGUAUGGGGUAAAUAUACAGCCCCCCUGUAUAUACUGUGUAUAUAAUGUACGGGGGGUAAAUAUACACUCCCUGUAUUAUUGGCAUUGAUAUAGAACCAACAUAUUCCAUAGCUCUUUAAUAUUAUAUGAGGGGGAGAUUAACAAUAAAUUAGGCAAUUCCAAAAAUUUACAGGAGCAAUAGGUUGAAGAGUUAAAGGACCACUAUAGUGCCAGGAAAACAUACUCGUUUUCCUGGCACUAUAGUGCCCUAAGGGUGCCCCCACCCUCAGGGACCCCCUCCCGCCCGGCUCUGGAAGGGGGAAAGGGGUAAAAACUUACCUUUUUCCAGUGCUGUGCAGGGAGCUCUCCUCCUUCUCUCCUCCUCCUCUUCUCCUCCCCGUCGGCUGAAUGCGCACGCGCGGCAAGAGCUGCGCGCGCAUUCAGCCAGUCACAUAGGAAAGCAUUUGUAAUGCUUUCCUAUGGACGCUGGCGUGCUCUCACUGUGAAAAUCACAGUGAGAAGCACGCAAGCGCCUCUAGUGGCGGUCAAUGAGACAGCCACUAGAGGAAAUAGGGGAAGGCUUAACCCAUUCACAAACAUAGCAGUUUCUCUGAAACUGCUGUUUAUGAAAAAAAUGGGUUAACCCUAGAAGGAUCUGGCACCCAGACCACUUCAUUAAGCUGAAGUGGUCUGGGUGCCUAGAGUGGUCCUUUAACCCCUUAAGGACACAUGACAUGUGUGACAUGUCAUAAUUCCCUUAUAUUCCAGAAGUUUGGUCCUUAAGGGGUUAAAAUAAUAAGAGUACACUGCUCAAAUGAGCCUACAGUCUAGAGGAGGUUGGAUAUAAAAUACAGUAGGACAAGAGAUGGCAAUCAAACAAGGUGGAAGUAAAGCAGAGCUUGAGGAGAGUGUUGGGUGCUGCCCUUUAGGAGAGAGCAAGGGACAGGUGUGUGAGGUAGAGCUUACUCUGAGAGGGCAUAAACUUUCCUGAAGAGAUGGGUUUUAAGAAACUUCAUUCAGGUAUUUGUUGAGAAUAUGCAGGUCCAGAAUCGGUCUCUAACCUCCUACAGCUUUUUUUUUUGUGAGUAACAGAUAAGAAUAGAAACAGUGUGUUCUUUCUUCUUCUGGGACCUUUAUAAUGACACUCUGAAGAGUUGUUAUGAAAUUCGAGGACUAUUCUUUUUACUAUGUCUCUGGGCCACCUUAUGACAUGAAUGCUGCGUCUAGGAGGAGACUUGUCAAAUUCCAUGAAGUAACCGUUUGCCACAAUAUUCAGGGAUCCAUUUGUCUCUUAUGGUGUUCUCCCAGGCAGGAAAGAAUAAAAGCAGGCGGUCACCUACUCCUUCUACUUGGGAAUGUAAGCCAUCAUAAUGUUCUAGAGCUCUUAGAUCCAGGGGAUCAGCACCAUCUAUUUCCUCUGGUAGAAGAGCGAUCACCUCGCCCAGAUUGAGAUCUUCCAUAAUCUUGGCCUGGACGGUAAAAUCUGUAGUCUUGAAAGGAAGAUCCUUCUGUGAAUCUUCUAUCUCUGAAACUCUUUCUAGGUCUGCGAUCCUGAGGUACUAAAGCCUUCCUACCUUCUGCUGCUCUCUUGAUGCAGUCAUCCAGUUGUUUCCCAAAAAGCAUUUCUCCUUGGAAUGGCUGUUUUUUAGACUAAGCAUCAGCUGUCCAAUUUCUUAACCAGAGAUCUCUUCUGGCGGAGACCGAGAGGAACAUGUUUCUGGAUAGCGCCAUAACCAUGUCGACUGAGGCUUCUGAAUAAAGUCUGAUGCUAGUUUAAUGUCUUGAAGACUGUUAAUGGAUGCUCUUUUUCUGCCUUCUCUCAGAUCAUCCUCUAUCUUCUAUUCAUAAUUUUAGAGCCUGAGACAAAGAGGCAGAAGGCAAGUGCCAGCUGCAAUAUGGGCUUUGGCCAGGUUCAAGUUCAUUAUGCAAUCCAUAGGAUCCCUUAAGGAGCCCACAUUGUCUACCGGCAGUCGUACGCUUGGCCAGUCUGACUUUAGCAGUGUCUACUUUAGGAGAAACCCAUGAAGCCACAUCUGAGGACUGUAAAGUGUAUAGGCAGGAAAUCCUGCCAUGCGGAGAGCAUAUUUUCCAUUUUAAUCCAUUCAUCUAUAGGAAGAGCCUUAAUAGUCUCAUGGACUGGAAAUUUUAGGUAUUUCUUUUUUUAUUUUUUGAGAUCUGAGAAGAAUUUAGUAGAUGAAGGUUCUUAUGUGGUGGGCUCUUUCAGAUUCAGUGAUCUUCUGACCCUGGAAAUCGAGUGAUCCACAAUAGCUGGAUCUAACUUUUGAGGGGGGGUGUUGAAAUUGCUCCUCUGAAGAAAAAUCCUCAUGCCAAUAUAUCGUCUGUAUCUGGGCCUUUUGCGUGACUGACUGGCCUCAUUAAUACCCUGGGAAACCUAUUGCUUGAUUAAAUCCAUGAUGCAAGAAGGAUUGGAAGGGCCUGCUGCACAAAGGUGUUUCUCUUCUAUUAUUUUGACAUUGCACGCCUCACAUGCUUCUUGGGAGACUUCCUUCUUGAAGCUCUCGCUUUUCUUCCAGUUGAACUGAAACAAAAGGGAAUAUUAAGCAUUGCUCUGUUUAGUUUAUUACCAUCCUUUUAAAUAGGAAAAGUAGAUAAAUGGCUUACCUAUUACUCUUAGAUUGUGACCGUUUAUCAGAGGAUGAUGAAUCCAAAUCCAUAACUGAAUCCUGAUGUGAAAAUUAAUAUACCAUGAAGAAAGGAAAAAACAGAUCAGAUACUAUCCCUUUAAUUACUGAGACUUUAAAUACUUACAAUAAUGACGAUGCACAAAGGAUCAAAUUAGGAAUUCUUUGCUUAAGUAAAGCUCACGGAAAAAGUGGAGACAAAAUUCCAGGAUUAAGAGUCUUGGCGCUUUUAAUAGGAUAGGUGAUGUCAUAAUUGGCCUUUUGCCACUGUGCAUGCGCAUUCGCGAACAUUCGUGCAUGCAUUGUGUACUCUGUUCGGUUAACACAUGCAUAGUGGUGUGAGGCGAAAGCCCAAAAAUGGUGUGACAGAACGGGGUUCUAGAAGCCCGAUCGUCAUUUGUUGAACAGAAACAUAAGCACAGUGUGAUGGUAGUCUCAAUCACCAAGAACUUGAGAUGGACAAUUCAAUUGGGUAUCUGGAUGAUUCCUAUGUUUAAGUCACCCUGUGUGCACUGUGGGUGCAGAGUGUGUGUAAUGUGGUUGUUUGGGGUUAAAUGUUAAUGUGCUCUCCUGUCUUCCUAAUGCUUGCAAUCAACUUGAUGACUUUGUCUGUGAAGCCUGUACAGUGCAACCUGUUGGUUGCAAGGACCUAGCAACAGCUAUAUGCACUACCUGAAUAUCAAGGCUUGCUAAUUUGCAUAUUUGGGUAGUUUGCAUAUUGCCAAUUCUGCAGGCAGGAGAGCUAUUUUCUCUUAAUUAUGGUCUUUACCACUCCUUUAUAAAUAUGUAAUUAUGUUAUUAUUAGUUCCUGUAUGUUGUCUGUGAUUUGACUGUAUUUUUGAGUUGUCACAGUAAUCUAUAUGUAAUGUACGUAUAGGCUAGUCCCAAGAAAACUUGUUUUGUAUGUUCGUUCCAUUUGGUACUGGGUGUCCUUUGUGCAUUUUUAUUUUUUUAUUUUUUUUGCCGAUCCCAGUGAAAGAGUCUUUGGACCGGUUUGCUGGCUGCACAAUCCCUCUAGUCCUGGGAUAAGUCAAGAGUUAAGCCUGAGAGUCGCAAUUGCCUUUGUAAAGGUAUCUUUAAUUGGUGUAAGCAGAGCUGCAGCAGAAGAGGCAAAGGGGAUGAUACGUGCCUCGAAGGAAAGCUGCAGCCUGGUAGGGUAGAAGACCCCGGUCAAGCUUCGGCGACUGGGAUGCAAGCGUUUUUAGGAUCCUAGGAUGCGGAUUGGGCGGAGGUACUCGGUCGGAGUUUAGGAACUCCAUCACAAACAGAUUUAGUUUGUACCAAAAUGCAUGAACGCUAAAACUGGCGUGAAUGGUCGAGGAUUAUAAAAACCCCAAACAUCAUACUUGCAUUAUCAAAGCCAUUCGGUUUGUUCCCAGAAAUGAGGACUACAAGCAAACUACAGCAAAGCAAGUUAAUUUUCUUAUGCCCGAAUCCAAAAUGUUUGGUAGGAAGAGGGUAAGGUGUCCCAGGGAUUUUGCCAAAGCUUUCUUGCUACCCCCAGGGUCACUAAAGGGGUAUCCUCAGGGUUUCACCUUUGCACAGGGCUGUACCCUGAAGGCUUCCUGAGGAAGAGAGCCUAAACUCUCUUGGGACAGGGGGUAACAACCACCAGGUUAGCUAAAAAGAAAAAAAACAAAAUGUUCACAAUAAAAUAUAUACGUCCUAUAGGGAAUAGGACGGGAAUAAAAGACUGCGUGUUGGAGGGGGUACUUAUACCUUUUGUUUUUAUUGGUUCUCGUCUAUCAGGGGAGGAGCUAACCAUUGUUUUGCUGCCAUGGAUAUAACAAGGAAAUACGGUUUAUCCUGGGAAGUAACAGCUUCUCUGUAAUUGUAUUUUUCUAUUACUUUCAGGUUUAAAGUAUAAAUUGAAAUGGAAUAUUAUGUUACUCUGUAAUAACAGAUCUAGUUUAACUUCUGUCCACAACUGUUCUCAGGCUGCAUGAUUGGCUGAAUGAUGACAAACACAAACCGGAAUCAGAUGACCGAGAGGAUCCUGGAUCUGACCCUGGAGGUCAACUACCUGCUGACUGGAGAGGUGAGGGAUUCUGGGAAUGUCAGUGACUCCUUUCUUCUCAUUAAGUUAACUUUAAUCAUUUUUAUUCAUAAUUUAAUGUCCCUACUAAUAUAUACUCUUUGAAUUUCUUAAGAGUGGAGAUUUCGGGACGUUUCAUGGUGGGGGAGAAUAAAUAUUGCAAAAUCUUAUAGUAUGAUCCCCGUGUCCUGCGCAGAUAGUUGGGUGAAUUUACCGUAUAAUUGUGUAAAUUGGUUAAUCUCCUCUGGACAUACACCACCAAUGUGGUGCUCCAGCGGUGAAAGACCAACGCUAGUAUCGAGGAGAGACUCCAGGGGCAUAACCCCAAAAUGCUAGUCACAAUGCCAAAAGACAAGCAGCCUAAUAAAAAUAUACUAUAUACAUUGAAUUCAAGGAUUGAGAUGUCCCAAUAAAGAGUGAGUUUAAAAAGUCAAGUAGAUACAAAAAUGUUCCAUGAUCCCUGAGUGGUAUAAAGGUAUCAGCAGAUCUCCCCUCUGAGCUUUAUUCAGGCUGGCUCUAUGGGCUUCUGCAGUGCUAUCCUAGUAAGUCUGGUAUCCCAACCAAAAUAAGGGACAGCAAGAAAUAAAUAGGGCUACCACUUUAAAAUAUAAGUGCUUUUGCACUACUAGAAGUAAUAUUUAAGUUAAUCCAAACUAUACAAAAUGGUCAAAUGCUAUUUUCGAGGUAGCAUCGGCAAACAAUUGUAAUGUUUAAACAGAGUACCCCCUCAAAAAAAUAUAUAUGUUAAUAAGUGGUGUAUACACAGAACAAUUGUCUCCAAAAAAAUAUAAGGUGUGUGUGUGUGUGUGUGUGUGUGUGUAUAUACACAAACUAAGCGAGACCAUAUAGUUGGAGAACAAUUAGGAAGUAUGGAGCAUAGAUAUCAUGAUGCUUAGAGUGCUCAAUGACAUAUCUAUGAAUAGAUUAUUAGAUAUAGAGCAGUCGGAGAGAGGAAGGUAGAGGGGACAGAUAGUAGCAUAUACUGCAUAUAAAUCUAGCAGUUUAAUGGGUAGUCCCUCCCUUCUUAAAAAUAGCCCUUAGAUCGCUAGAGGGGUAGCACAAUGGAACAUAAUGUCUACUCAAAGAAAAAAACGGUGAAACAAGCUAAGUGCCAUAUCGUGUUAAAACCCCUUCAGAAGUUUACCUUAAUCCAGCGCUGGGCUCCCUCUACGCUGGUGAGCUCUCCUCCCCCGCCGACGUCAGCGAAGCAGAUUGUGCAUGCGCGGCAAGUGCCGCAUGCGCAUUCAAAGUGUCCAAAGGAAAGCAUUUUUCAAUGCUUUCCUAAGGACGCUCUGCGUAAUGGAGGCAAAAUGUGCCUCCAGCGUCGCAGAUGCGCCUCUAGCGGCUGUCCGGAAGACAGCCUCUAGAGGCUGGAUUAACCCCAAAUGUAAACAUAGCAAUUUCUCUGAAACUGCUAUGUUUACAUCUGAAGGGUUAAAAACUGAGGGACCUGGCACCCAGACGACUUCAUUGAGCUGAAUCACUAUAGUGUCAGGGGGGGGGAAAAGCGGUUUUCCUGACACUAUAUAAUCCUUGGUGGACCAUCACCCUCAAGGUCCCCCUCCCAUGGCGCUGAAGGGCUUAAAACACCUUCAGCAGCUUACCUUUAUCCAGCACUCCUUCAGCGCUGGUGACCUCCCCUGCCGAUGUCCGCUCCCGGGUGGAGUGGCAUGCGCGGAAAAUGCCGCGUGUGCAUUCAAACAGUCCAUAGGAAACCAUUUCUCAGUGCUUUCCUAUGGACACUGCGCGAUGGAUGUGAAAUUUGCAUCCAGCGUUGCAGAUGUGCCUCUAGUGGCUGUCAGGAACACAGCCACUAGAGGUUGGAUUAACCCCUAAUGUACACAUGUAAAAUGUUUCUCUGAAACUGCUAUAUUUACAUCUAAAGGGUUAAAACCUGAGGGACCUGGCACUCAGACCACUUCAUUGAGCUGAAGUGGUCUGGGUGACUGUAGUGUCCCUUUAAAUCUGUCAGAGAUGCAUUAUAAACUUUUAAAUAAAUGGUAACUGGUCCCAAGUAGUCUACUAGGAUUUACCCCAACGCCUCAGAUAGAUGUUGGAGAUGCUUAGUUCCGAAGAGUUUUUCUGCAUGUAUGGCGGGAAUGUCAACCUAUCCAACUUAUUUUGGAAAAUGAUACACUUAAAAAUCCAAACUUUACUUUCAAAAACUAUUUAUUUCAACCUGAGUCUUCUAUUACAAUUAAAUAUUUAUUUAAAACAUUUUUGGUACAGCCUCCACUAGUGUGAUACACAUCUUGGUAGCUGCCAAGAUGUUGAUUGCCAGAAGCUGGAAGAUGGUCAAAAUUCUAAUUAUUUACCAAAUUAAAAUGGAGAUGGGCAUUUGUAGAACAUCAUAUGAUGUGGUUGGAAUAGGUUGAGAAAACCCUUCUAUGACGUUGAGUGGUAAAUGUUUUAAUCUUUGAACAUGACUGGGCCAACCCUCCUCCCCGCAGGGAACUUAGAUUAAGGCCCAUUUCCCAUACCAUCUCUACUGCAAGCCUCUACAAUUGAAUGCUACAUCUUUAAGGUACAAAUUUGGAAUUCAGAAGAUACUCCACCAGAUUUCUUUCACCUUUGCCACUCGAUUACUUUAUAUAUAAUGUUUUCAUUGUUAUCUAUAGUGUACUACUGUAGUAUCUUGUACUUGCAGCUACAUGCAUUCAUUAAUAAUCUGGCUGUUAGGAUUUGAUUGGCAAAAUUGUAAUUCACCACUGUUUCUUUUCCCCUCCCACUCUGUAAAUACCUUGAUAUAACUGUGUAUCUCUACUCCCUCCCUGGGCCCAUUUCCCCUAACAUCUCUACUGCAAGCCUCUGCAAUUCUACUCGGCUCAACCCGCCCACCCAGGCUCCCCCUAAAUUUAUAGCAUGCUCCACCAGCUGUUUAAAAUACUCACUCCCUUACUGCUUCAUUCCCUCUAUAGUCUACCAAUAGCUGCAACUCUGUUUACUAAGCCAUCACUUCCAAAGUUCCCCUACCACCUCUUAUCUCAAACCUCCACAGUAUCCUUUAGAUUGUAAGCUCACGGGCUAUCAACAUAUGCACUUUGUAUAAAAGAGCUUAAAUGGCAAGAUUUCAGCUUUCAGGCAGGGCCCUCUCUACCUUUUAUAUUUGCCUGUGUGUAUUGUAUGUUCUCUACUAAUUGCACAGCGUUGCAGAAUCUGUUUGCGCUUUAUAAAUAUCAGUAAUAAUAAUGAUUUGUGGGGUCGUUUUUUUUGUGUUCGUUUUGUUUGGUGAUGUCUUAUUUGUUUUAAUAUUAAUCAAAAUUAUGUCAAUGGAAACAUUGGCUUAAAGGUUUGUGCAUGUCAUUAAAUGUUUGUAUAAUUGAAAAUGAAUAAAAAUUGUGUGUGUGUGUGUGUGUGUGUGUAUAUAAUAUAAUAUAUAUAUAUAUAAAAGUUAAAUUCUGAGUCUGCUAAGAGUAGUAAUAAAGAUGCUAGGUGCCAAUAUCAAAAUGAAAUCCGUUAAGCAGAUGGAGCUGGCUACUUCCAAUGGAUGCUGUGACGAAGCUCCUAUGCUCAGGCCGAGUAUCUCUGCCAAGUAUCGUGGGACAGAGUAGCCAAAGUGAUUAUACUCCCUUUCCCCUAGGAUAGAGCUUCUUGAGUGUUUAUAGCUCUUCCCAAAAUCAGCGGAGGCUUGAUGAAGGGUAGAAUAGGUCUGUGUUUAUUAGUGUGUGUGUGUGUGUGUAUAUGUAUAUAUACACACACACACACACACACAUAAACACAGACCUGUUCUACCCUUCAUCAAGCCUCUGCUGAUUUUGUGUGUGUGUGUGUGUGUGUGUGUGUGUGUGUGUGUGUGUAUGUAUGUAUGUGUAUACAUAUAUACACAUUCCCAAUAGGGGUUUUUGUGAAAAACAUAGCUGAUUUGGCACAAAAUAAUUGAAUUACCUAGUGGACACCAGGGCGCCUAACAAUAAUAACCCUAGACAUACAUGUCCCCCUAUAGUUACAUCCAGGUUUCUUACAUCCCACAUAGCUCUGUUUUGGUAAAGUGACUAGAUUCCAGCGCAGUUAAGUGGCCAGUUAAUCCAUCACAGAUGGCAUGACAUUUCUUGCAUGGUGCCAUUAAAGGGACACUAUAGUCACUAAAACAACUUUAGCUUGAAAGUUAAUUCACUUUUGUUUCUUUAUGCAACCAUAGCCACACCUCCCCUGGCUAUGACUUACGCAGUCUGCUUAAAAACAAAAUGGUUCCAUUUCAAAACAGAUGUAACUUGCGCUUCGAGUUUUUAUCUCCUGCUCUGUAAAUUGAACUUUAGUCGCACACAGGAUGCUCCUGCAUGGUCUAGUAAGGUAACUGCAGGAGAUAAGACAUUUUUAAUUAGACAGCACUUGCAAUAAAGAUAGUGUAAACAUUAAAUACCGCUUUACAGGAAAUGUUAAGGAAGUCCGUUUAAGUGCAGGGAGGUGUGGCUAGGUCUGCAUAAACAAAGUGAUUUAACUCCUAAAUGGCAGGGAAUUGAGCAGUGAGACUGCAGGAGCAUGAGUUAAACACCAAAACUGUUUCAUUAAGCUAAAAUUGUUUUGGUGACUAUAGUGUCCUUUUAACUGUUGGUCUUUAUUUACUUUUUCUAUGAACAGUAAAUUCUGACUGCCUUUAGUUAAAUUCUCAUUUUACAUGUGGCUCUGUGUCAUGGCAGGUGUGAGAUACAAACCUAUGCCACUAUGACUAGAUGUCUUGCUUACAAACACAGAUUAGAGGGAUUGUAAAGCUAAUAGGGGUAAUGUGCUACAUAAUUCUGGGACUUGUCGUGCAAUGAUUCAACUGUUUUAUGUAGGAUCCUUGGUAAAACUACAUAAACUCGCAAAUCAAAGGGGAGGGAGGUCAAAUGAUUUUAGAUGUAUUGCAGUGUGUUUGGGAUUGUGCUGUGGGUACUGUUUUAGCUUAUUUUGAUCUUGGGCAUUUCUCUUGUUACGCAGAGAUUUAUUCAAAUUGCUCUAUUUAUAUAGAAUUACAUUGUUGUGAAGAGUCCUGGAGAGACCGCUGUGCAGAACCAUGGUUUCAGUGUGUCAGACAGACCCAGCAACUCCCAGAGCCCCAGCAUGGUGCCGUCACCUCAUUCUCUGAUACAUGAGAAAAACAAUGACCUGAAGAUCCUAGAACUGGCCAAUAAGAUCAUCCACCUGCUGACUGGAAAGGUGAGGAUGCUGGGUGAUGGUUACUGUAUUAUUGUGUUUCCUCCAUUUAUAAUGUGUAGUCAGGAUGGCCAUCAUUUACUCUUUUACAAACCAGGAAGCUGACCAGCAGUGUUUCAGCAUUGUUGGUCUUUCAUCAGACUAUAGAAGAGAUGCAAGUAGGAUCCCACCUCUUAAUUAUGGAAAAUUGAAUCUUAAUGGAACACUAUAGUGUAGGAAUGCAGACGUGCCCUAACUAGUUGGGCUCCUGCGUCUCCCUCUGUGAAGAAUAAAGGUGCUUUUACUUGCCUUUCCUCCUUUUCAGUGUUGGUCUCCAGUCUUCCAUCCCUCCUCCUUGACAGAGAUCAAAAAGCAUUGGAAGGCUAGUGCACAUUAGCAGCAAAACACAGAGCUGCGCAAAUCAGGUAGUCUCCUGUCCGUAUGAUGGCCAUUAGAAGCAAAUUAACCAUGCAGUCCAAACAUUUCCAUUUUGCAUAGUGGCAAUGUUUCAUAGCUGCAGAGUUAAGGGGGGGGGCGGGGGUGAGACUUGUCGUUGAGAUGAAGUUGUGUGGUUACCUAUUGAAUCACUUUAAAUAGGUUUCUGUUAUAGACCAGAGCUUCCUGGAGGCACCCUAUGCCAGAUAAAACGCCAUUUUAUCUGUAAUCCACUUGUGAGGUUCAGACUUUCAUGAGUAUUUUAUCGUUCCCUUCUAGUCCCGUUUCUCUGGGCCUAUAUGACUGGCUCAUUCCAUUAUCCAUGACAUUUAUCCUCGAUUUCCACAUAUCAUUUGCCAAUCUCACUCUACCCCCAAUGUCACUUGUUCCUUUCAUACCCAAUUUUCUUACUCUUUCCAUAACCCAGUUUAUCUGCUUUUCUUGUCCAACGUCACUCCUGACCGUCGUUAUUGUGCAUAGCUUUUUUAAUCCCCAUUCUAGAUCCUGCUUCUCUCUUUAAUUCACAUGUAACUAACAUGUUGAACAUUCUAAUACUAUUUAACUACAUGUGAAUGCAUGCACACAAUACCUAGGAGCUGUGUAGUUCUGCUUAUUUAGUAGUGUGCUAAGGUUUGAGGAUGUAAAUCUCUAUUUUUCCGUGUAGGUGUGGGAGUAUUUAGAAGGACACAAGGAAACCUAUAAUGAUGCACUGCUGGAGACUCACCAGACUCUCAGCUCAUUGGGUAAGGGAUGGUUUAGCCACCAUUGUUUUGAUUAUGUUUCUGAAUAGAGCCGGUCUUGAGUCCACAUUUUUGCUCUGAAAAAUAAUAGUUGCAAAUUUUAGGAUAGCAUUCACUUUUGAAAGGGAAAUCUACGGUUGACACAUUUGUUCUCAUAAACCACUGAACCAGUGAUCAAUAUGACUAAUUCUCCCGUCACAGGUCCGCUAUCACCGAAAAGGUAAAAAAAAAGAGAAACCUUCUCCAGAUCCAUCCCCUCCUCACAUUAUAAACGAUAACACGCUCCGAUUGUUCAGUGAGUGAUACACCUACGCGUGUGUUGUAGAAAUGAAAUUUGUUUUGGGGGGUGGGGGGGUUUCUCCAUGCAUCCCAAGCAAGUGAUCAGAUGGGAUAUAGCAAUUUAAAACUGAUUAACAGUUCUUAACCCAGUGAACACACAAUAAUUAAAUAAGUGUCAUCAUCCCAUGUCCUCAAAUACUACUUUUCAACUGUCUGUUUGACAUUUUAUGGAAGAUAUUAGUCCAGGCAUAGGCAACCUUUGGAACUUCAGAUAUUUUGGACUACACCUCCCAUGAUGCUUUGCCAGCAUUAUGGGUGUAAGAGCAUUAUGGGGCAUGUAGUCCACAACGUUUGGAGUGCUGAAGGUUGCCUAUCCCUGCCUUCGUCUAUGCUGUGAGAUGGAGAAAAAAGACACGAUCAAACUUUAGUCAUGAGGGAUCUUGAUUCAAACUCCAUGAAUGUAAUAAUCACAUACACCACAAUUUGUGUGUUACACUGGCAGUAUCGGCUGAUAGACAGAGUACUAACAAGAAAGCAAACCUAGGUCAAGGGGUAAUAGUCAGACGUGAAGUUGAACUGGACAGCAAACAAACCUGGACAUGGGGAUUCCUCGAUCCCCACAAAAACUAAAAAAAGGUAGUUUUGCCCCCCAAAAAACUAGACCACUGUAAAUAAACAAUAUACACGAUGAUAACAUCUGUAAAUAAAGGUGUGCAGGUGUGUGUGUACUAUAUUGAAUGAAUAAAUGGAGCCGCUCUCAUUGGUGAAGAACUUGGAAUGCAGUCUCUGUUUACUUUCAAUAUGUCUUUUAGCAGACAGUGAUCCUCAACAUAACAUGAAACCACCUAAGAGAGACUUAGUACGCCUGAUUCAUGUUAAAUCCAAAAAAUAGAUUACAAGGCAGAAAUAAAAACAUUGAACUUGGUUAAAAAGAUUCCAACUCCUAUAUGAUCAUUAUUACAUAUGGAAAAAAUAGAAGGUAAAGAAGCAAGUGACGCGUCCCCCACCUUUUGUACAAGUGGUAGGGAAGAUGUUAAAAAUUUAUAGAUGACUAAGGCCUUUAACGGACCAUUAAAUAAAACACAAUCACUGCAAGACUCCAGACUGUUGGAGACUAAGUUGGCAAUCGAGUCUGUGCCAAGACUUUUCUACAAAAUUAAGACAAAGUAAUAAGAUAAAAUAUAUAUAUUUUGUUUUUAAAUUUUUUUUUUUUUUCCCCCUAUUAGCUGAUUCCAUGAACACACCUGAAGCUGAAGGGUUUAACAUCCUGACUAUCAAAGAAGAUGAACAAACAAUUAAACAAGAAAUAAAAUGCAUUACAAUAAAUAAAAGGGGACGAAAGAGGAAACCUUUGAGAUAUGAGAGAACGUUAUGUGAAGAAAUAGACCUAACAGAUGCUGGCGUUGAUAAAAACUUUCUACAAACUGAGUAUACCUCUAAUCCUAUUCAGAAGGAAUCCAUCUCCUCUAUACAAGAAAACCAUAUAGGCAUUUAUUUACCCACAGAAAAUACACAGACAGAAUGUCCGUCUACUCAUAUUGCCGCGUGUGAAGAAAGUACUGAGCUUGGUUUUCCCACAGAAUACAUGUCUGUUCAUAUUAAAGAGGAAUCACCCUCGUAUGAAGAAGACCUUUUCACAGGUAGUGACACUCCUACACCAAUACUACCUACACAGUUAGAAUAUACACCUACUCAUAUCAAGGAUGAACCAAUUUUUUGUAACCCUGAAAAUCUGUUCGAGACUGACAUUUAUACACCUCCAGAAUAUGCCUCUACGUUUAAGGAGAAAUCAACCACGAAUGAGGAAAGAAAUGUCUCCGACCCACCCGUUUCAACCCCCACCUGUAAAUUUGAGAGCCAACAGAAAUGGAAUAGUAACACACAGCUGGGAGAAAGCAUAGAAAUAUUAAAUCAACGAAAACACACAGUAGACCAGCUGUAUAACAGUUUUGAGAUAAAUAAGGCUUCUGAUACCUAUUCUGAUUUUGAUAAAGAUCAGAAAGCCCAUGAUGGAAAGAAAGUGACCUGUUCUGAAUGUGGGAAAAUUUUUGCCAGUAAGGUACAUUUCUUUGGCCAUCAAUGUUUAUAUCUGAAAUCACGGUUUACCAGAAGGAACAGGAUUUGCCAAGGAGAGAAUUCGCUUUCGUGCUCAUGUGGGAAAUGUUUAAAGACAAAAUAUUUUUUUAGACAUCAGAAUGUGCAUGCUGGUGAAAAGCCAUUUUCUUGUUCCCACUGUGGGAAAUGUUUUAAACUGAAGGCAACUCUUAAAUCUCACGAGAGAAUUCACACUGGAGAAAAACCAUUUCCUUGUGCAGAGUGUGGGAAAUGUUUCAGCCAGAGAUCUGGUCGUAAUACACAUCAGAAGAUUCAUACAGGAGAGAAACCCUUCUCCUGCUCUGUAUGUGGGAAAUCGUUUAGGCACAAGGCCUAUCUUAUCACACAUGAGAGGAUUCAUACAGGAGAGAAACCAUUUUCUUGUUUUGAAUGUGGGAAAUGUUUUAUAGAAAAACCAAGACUUCUUGCACACCAAAGGAUUCACACAGGAGAGAAACCAUUUGUUUGUUCUGAAUGUGGGAGAUCUUUUACAAAUUAUUCAAAUCUCCUCGCACAUAAAAAGAUUCACAAAGGGGAAAAACCAUAUUCUUGUUCUGAAUGUGGAAAAUGUUUUAGUAAGAGGGUAUACCUUACCUCUCACCAAAUACAAGGCUGUUCAAGUACAUCUGAUAUACAUUUCUAAAGCCCAAGGAAAGGGGCAUGCAGAAUGUCCUGGGAAGACACCACAAAGGGAUGUAUGUUUGCAAUACCACCAAUGCUUUCAGCAACACAGUAAACUCUUUAGUAAGAGUUUAGUGUUUUUUUUGGAAAUGUCAUUAACCGAAAGAUAACAGUUCCUAUUUUAGGAACAUAUAACCCACUUUUGUGCAAGUACCAAUCACUUGAGCAGGUAUUCUUACCCAUGCAGAAGGGAAUAUUAGCAGCUACACUAAAUUCCUGCACACAAACAUCCCAAAAUAAUCACUAAAAGUAUUCUAACAUACUGACUAAACUUGUUCUCGAAAUGCCUAGACCACAAAUGAUUAUUGAUGCAGUCGCUCUAGUUUAGUGAACUACCAGUAUUCUAUACACAAAUUUGUAAGAUGUUCCCACCAUAGCAGAUGAAUACAACUCGAUAUAAUCACCUCGAGGUUUCAUUGCCCAAAGCAGAAUUGUACCAUAGUAUAUUUUUCUUUGGGGCAACACUGUCACCAGUUGGGGACUUUGCCAAAUUUGGCAAAGUCCCCUGAUGGUGACAUCACCGUUGUGGGUCUAGUGUCUGAACGGGCACUUAUCUUGAUACGGGGGUCCUCUUUGGAGCUGGUCACUGCUGUACUCUUCCACAUACAUGAGAGUACAGCAUUUAAGCCCAAUGGCGGAUCGUACGAGAUAGCGGGAUCUUCCAUAGACCGUCAAUUCCCUGUAAAUCCAUAGCAUUUUCUUUUUUUGCGAUUUCUUCUAUUUCCCCUUAAUUCUAUGGAACGUUUAAAAGAAAAACAGGAUUUUGUUAAAAUAACAAGAACAAAAUAGAAAUAUUAAAUACUAUUACAGAUUUGUUGUUGUAAUAAACAUUAGUUGAG